This is a messenger RNA of Rotaria sp. Silwood2, 372 nucleotides long. NCBI's taxonomy places the organism in Eukaryota, Metazoa, Rotifera, Eurotatoria, Philodinida, Philodinidae. The record is from the annotation of a GenBank genome assembly.
AUGAGUUAUAAUCAAUCUAUUUCAACAUUGCAUCAUUCACCAUAUUCUAUUCGAAAAAAACAAAUAAAUUUUCAUCAUAAUUAUUAUAUAAUCGAACAAAAAAAUAAUUUUCAAUCUAUUGGUGAUACUCUUUUCGUUCAUGAUCUUUUCGAACAAGUCAUUGUUCAACCAUCAACAAAUAUUAAUUAUAAUGAUUAUUUUUAUAUGAUCUAUCUUUUAUUAUUAACUAUUUUUUAUAUUUAUUAUAUAAGAAUUAUUUUUCAAGAAAAAACAAAUCUACUUGAUGAUAAUGAACUAUAUCAUUAUUUUGAUAAUUAUGAACGUAAAAUACCACUUUUGUUAUGGUUUAGAAAAGGAUAUCGAUUAUGUUGA